Messenger RNA from Electrophorus electricus (electric eel), 4225 nucleotides. The record is from RefSeq and is a predicted model, not a curated record. Lineage: Eukaryota; Metazoa; Chordata; Actinopteri; Gymnotiformes; Gymnotidae.
CUCACAUACACGCUGUGCGCUCGGACCGUAGAAGCAGACAUAAACCGCGAGGAGACCACUGUUAGCGGUCAAGCCCAAAGCCCAAAGCUCGGAAAACCGCGCUGAGAAGAAUGAGAUCCGAAAUAAUGUGGAUUUAUCAAACCCUGCUCUGCGUCCUACUCUGCAUGAACGCGGAGAGCAGGAAGCAGACUCUGCAGCGCUACCAGAAGAGUGAGGACAGCAGACUGGUGUGCUCCAGCUGUGGCCAGACUCCUCGAGUCAGGAGACUCGCACUGGAAGAUUGCGCUCGCAAGUGCAGCAAGAGCAAGAAGUCUUGCAGAGCAUUCAACUAUGACCACAUUAACAGGACGUGCCACUUGCUCUCCUUUGACCGCUUCGCUGACGGCGUGCAGAAAGAACGCCGGUCCGACCAUGACCUUUACGAGCAGAAAGACUAUGUGCGCGAAUGCAUCGUUGGUUCAGGCGUGAACUACAAGGGAAUAAAAUCAGUUACGAGGAGUGGAAUCUCGUGCCAGGCCUGGAACGUGUCUGUACCCCACGAGCACAACUUCAAGCCUGCCAAGCACUGGAAGUUUGACCUGCGUAACAACUUCUGUCGGAAUCCAGACAAAGAUGUGAGCGGGCCCUGGUGUUUCACCAACUCCUCAGAGACUCGCUAUCAGGAAUGUGGGCUGCCCCGGUGCUCAGAAGCGGUGUGUAUGCAGUGUAAUGGGGAAGGAUAUAGAGGGCCAAUGGACCACACUGAGACUGGGAAAGAAUGCCAGAGAUGGGACUCACAGAGACCUCACAAACACAAAUACCAACCUCACAGGCACUCAGGCAAAGGACUGGAUGACAACUACUGCCGCAAUCCCAACAAUGACGUGCGUCCGUGGUGCUACACAAUGGACAAGAAAACACGAUGGGAAUACUGCAACAUCAGCGUGUGUGAUUCCGAUCUCGGUUCUGAAAGAGAUGUGAGCACCUCGUGUUACCGGGGCCAAGGCGAGCAUUAUCGGGGUACGGUCAAUGUGACCUCGGCCGGGCUGGCCUGCCAGCGCUGGGAUGUGCAGUUCCCACACAACCAUUCCUACACGCCCCAAAACUACAAAUGCAAAGAUCUGAGAGAAAACUUCUGCAGGAACCCUGAUGGCUCUGAAAUCCCAUGGUGCUUCACCACUGAUCCAGCAGUUCGCAAAGCCCCCUGUACAAACAUUCCAAAGUGUGAGGCAAAACACCUGCUAACACCAGACUGUUACGAGGAUAACGGAGAGAACUACCAAGGCAACGUUUCAAGGACCAGGUCAGGCGUCCCCUGCGGACUCUGGUCGGACCACAUGUACAGGGACACACACUCUGAGGAGGCGAGCACCAGACUGCGGCUGAACUUGUGCAGGAAUCCAGACAGAGAUAAGCACGGCCCAUGGUGCUUCACCUCCAACUCCUCCAUUCCCUGGGAUUACUGCGAUUUGGAGCAUUGUGAGCCAGCCCAAGCGUCCUGCUUUGUGCACAAGACCACGCGGAUUGUGGGUGGGACCUGGGUGCAGCGAGCUGAAGAUGGGAGCUUGGUUAGCAUCCAGAAGGGGAGCAGGCACUGGUGUGGCGGCUCUCUUAUCCGAGAGGAGUGGGUUCUCACUGACCAGGAGUGCUUCCCCUCGUGCGUCCCUGACCUGCGGGAGUUCAGCGUGCACGUGGGCCUCCUCCACCUCAGCGACCCGGCAAACUCCCAGGGCCUGCGCAUUGCCCACCUGGUGUGCGGGCCCGAGGGCUCCAGCCUGGCCCUGCUCCGGCUGGCACGGCCCGCUCCCCUCUCAGAGCACGUGCGGACGGUACAGCUGCCUGUGGCUGGAUGCGAGGUAGCCGAAGGCUCCUACUGCCUCAUGUAUGGCUGGGGGGAGACCAAAGGCACGGGACAUGAGGGCAGCCUGAAAAUGGUGCGGCUUCCCGUGGUCAGCAGCGAGAGGUGCUCGCGGGUCCACAGCGGCGGCGUGGCCAUCAGGGAGAGCAGAGUGUGCGCCGGCGGAGAGAAGGACCGCGGCGUGUGCGAGAAAGACUACGGUGGCCCAGCUGGUGUGUCAAGGAGAGGGAGAUGCAAGGUGAUCGUCGGCGUGAGCAUCCACGGCAGGGGCUGUGCCCUCGCCCGCCGCCCUGCUAUCUUUGUCAAUGUGGCGUUCUACACCGAGUGGAUUCACAAGGUCUUCAAACACUACUCUGACAUGGAGACAAAUUACUAGCGCGUCCCUCCCCGUUCCCAACCCACUGCAGAUGUUGACUCACUGCGACGUACAGCAUGCAGUGCACGGCACAUGUGUUACAUAUGUCAUAUGGCAUACGUUACGAUCCUUCAGCAUGUCAGUGGUGGGCCACAUGACUGAUUCUGGAGCUCGAGCUCAAGGAACUAAUAUUUCAACCAGAGAAGUGUUGAAAAUGGGUAACUUAAAACGGAUGCUCCAUCAAUGAGAGAGGUUGUGGAGAAACUAAACAUUGUCGCUUCAAGGGACUGCGGGGAGGGCUCUCGUUAAGGUUUCCAUUAACGUGGGUUCACUUAGUACAGGGGGUUUUCUCCUUCAAGACCUUUUUAAUAUCAACACACAACAACAACAAAAUCAAUUUCUUUAGAAAAUGUUUUUAUCGUACUUUUAUUCUCUGCCUAAUGAGCGAACGCCCACAAUUCCGGGGAAAAGAGUGAGCAGAACGGAGCAGAGGACAACAACCAGAAGGAACGGAAGGAAAACACUCUGCCGAUAAAAGACUGCGGCAGGUUGGCCAGAAGCGGUCGGAGCCGAGGUGACGCAUUUGCCGACUCGCUCUCCUUCGUUCUCCUGGGGAUACUUGAAUGCAGUGAUUCAAAAGUCAAAAAAGGAUCCGGAGACGGGACUGGGGUUUGGGAAUUCCUCUGAGGGACCAGGAAUGCUCCCCUCGGUCUCUGGCAGGUCACGGCGAGGUGCGGAGGCAAAACCUACCUGACGGCGAACGGCUCUAUGCCGCCUGCGCGCCACUCCGGUGCGGCCGGCCCUUAGCGUUUCGAGGGUCGAAUGACGCUACCACUACUUCUGUGUUUUGCUUCACGUUUUGAUUUUGCGGCAUUAAAAAAAAAAAAAAGAUGCCUGAUCCUGCUGUACAUGUGGUACGUGUUAAGGAGGAAGUUAAAGAGCUUGUCUUACUCCAGUAUGGAGCACACUGUGGCCCCUGUUGGGGCUGUGGAUUUACUAAGUUUGCUUUUAGUACGUUUUUGCUCGUAUGAGUAUACUGCUGGUACUCUAUAGGUCUCAUAGAUCUGGCUUCUUAUUAUGUGAAGGUCUCUUCCCUUCCCAAACUGUGUUUUGUCUAAAUUGUAUGGUAUUUAUUUAUAAUGAAAUCUUCAUGAUGGAGUACAAUUGUUCCAGCGAUAUUGUUCUGAAAAACCUAAUGUUAAUUCUGGCAUGUGCUUUAAAGACGUGGCCUUUAUAAAAGGAACAAAGGGAUAAUAUAUGAUUCAUAAGCACAUCAUUUGUUUAUAUACUAUAACAGUGUUUUCCAAGUGACAUAUAGCUCCCUGCAUGUCUAUAAAACACAAAUGCCUCAUUCUCAACAGAGCGUCAUGUUAGUACACAAGCUAACAGAGCUUCAUUUACUGACCUCCACUGCAAAAAAACACUGAUGCACAAUGGGACGCUAAACAAGCCAAACAGUUAAGGAAAGUAACCAUUUUGUUUAACUGAGAAUAUUUUUGUAAUGUUCCUGACCAUUUUAUGAGAUAAAGGAUUGCAAAUGUUUCAUUCUGUAAAUAAUCUUUCGUAUAAACUGUGCAUUCCAAACACUGCGUUCUGAUUUGUUCCUAUUUUUUCUCUUUCUAAGUGGUGCCAUUCCUUGAACGAGCUGCUAUUCUAGACUGUUAUGUCUCACUACAGCAAGUUAUGUUUUUAAAUUGAUUUUAAAAUCUGCAACUACAGUGGCCAGGAGUUUGCCAAAUUUUUUUCAUUCUUUUUUUUUUGUAAAUAAUUGGAACCUUUGUUAAACAGUAUUCUAGAAUAAUCUGUAAUGUUGAAUUUUGUAUUAAAUUAAACUCACCAAUAAUAGAUUUUUUAAAUAUUUUAAUUUGUUUUGGGUUUUUUUUUGUCUAUUGUCCAACAUUUCAACAGUAGAUAUAUGUUCAGUGUUGAUUUCAUGUUGCAAUGUGAUUGAACAUGUAAUUGUAAUACAUCAUUACCCACAUGGGAAAUGUUUUAUUCUUAGCAGUAGUAAAUUGCUAAGAAUAAAAAAAUAA